Messenger RNA from Solanum lycopersicum (tomato), 885 nucleotides. Lineage: Eukaryota; Viridiplantae; Streptophyta; Magnoliopsida; Solanales; Solanaceae. The record is from RefSeq and is a predicted model, not a curated record.
AAAAAUUUCCACAAAGACUUGACUUGUUUAAUGUCUCUCUAUAUAGACGUACCAAAAUUUGUUUCUACAACCAUCCCAUGAUUUAAUAUUAAUUCCAUACAAAAAUCAAGAAAAAAGAGAAGUUAGCAAAAUGGAGAACAUUUUUUCAAUAUCAGCAAUUAGUGCUUCAUUAUUGGGCAAAAAAAUAGCUGAUGACCUGAAUCAAUUUUUUUGUAUCAUAUUAAGAUGUACAAUUCUCAGCAUCCUAAGCACAUUUCAAGAUUUAUCUUAUUGUUUUUCUUUAUCAAUCCGAGCAAUAGGUUGGUUCUUCAUCAUUCUCCGAAACGCGUUGACUCGAGUUGAUCAUGAUACUAAUCCUCCCGAUGCUAAAAAUUGUGGACAUGAUUAUGAAAAUUGCGAUAACAAGGAAGAAAUUGUUGAGGAUAAACUAAUGGGUUUAUGCAAUUUAAAUGAGAAUGAAACAGAGUAUGCAGAGGUUUCGAGUUUAUUUGAUGAAGUAGAACCUAGUUUUGAGGAAAUUAAAGAAGCUUUUGAUGUGUUUGAUGAAAAUGGAGAUGGAUAUAUUGAUGCAAGUGAGUUAAUGAAACUUAUUUGGAGAAUGGGUUUAUCCGAAUUUUCGAUGGAGCAUUGCAAGAAGAUGAUUAUGGCCUUUGAUGAAAACAGAGAUGGAAAAAUUGAAUUUUCUGAAUUUUUGAAGCUCAUGGAACAGAGCUUUCGGGAUCCUGUAGCGUUAGACUGAGUUUUUUAUUCUCUAAUUUUUAUACCCUACUUCUAUUAAGUAUCAGGUGUAAAUCCAGUAAUAAUAUUGUCAUGUAACCAUAAUAAAAUUAACAAAACAGACACCGGGGGUCUUUGCAUUGGAAUUCGAUUUUUAUUUCAAUCUCA